Messenger RNA from Anopheles nili, 503 nucleotides. RefSeq names its product small VCP/p97-interacting protein (gene Svip). The transcript has 4 exons. Lineage: Eukaryota; Metazoa; Arthropoda; Insecta; Diptera; Culicidae. The record is from RefSeq and is a predicted model, not a curated record. Gene Ontology annotation, cellular component: endoplasmic reticulum membrane. Gene Ontology annotation, biological process: negative regulation of retrograde protein transport, ER to cytosol; positive regulation of autophagy; negative regulation of VCP-NPL4-UFD1 AAA ATPase complex assembly.
AUGUUAUUCUUUUUCAUAUUAUCUUUACCACUAUUGAAAUAUGUUUUUGUUUAUGAUAGAAUACGAUAGGGCAACGAAAACCUACAAGUGUUUUGUAUUUUUCAUCGAAAAAUCGUAAUGGGGCUGUGUUCGUCGUGCUUCAAAGGAUCCACGGAGGAACUGAUUACGCCCGAUGUAGAUGUUCGGCGACAGCAACAACGUGAAGCUGCGGAGCGACGAAGAAUAGAACAGGAAUCACGGGGAAUCAAAGAUAUGGAUAAAGUUCGUAGACAACAACAACGAGAAAAGGAGCUAGAGCGUCGAGAACAGGAGGCCAGUCGAUUGGGUCAGAUGGGACAACCUACGUUGAAGUGGCAACAAGAUUAAGUUUGGCAGUCAAAACCGAUCCCCAUUUUUGAAGUCUAUGAAAAAGAACCAGUUUUACACCUUUGUCUGUUGUAUUGUAUGUAUCGUGUUGUGAAUUUUUGUUUGAUUUCAAAUAUACGUGAAAGUAAAUUUUAAGC